This is a messenger RNA of Cladophialophora immunda, 1436 nucleotides long. RefSeq lists its product as uncharacterized. The coding region runs from base 326 to 1210 and encodes 294 amino acids. Lineage: Eukaryota; Fungi; Ascomycota; Eurotiomycetes; Chaetothyriales; Herpotrichiellaceae. The record is from RefSeq and is a predicted model, not a curated record. The transcript has a single exon.
AGCGCUGCUAGGGCCUCCAGCCUGUGCCUGAAGUGUCCAAAUGGAAGAUCGUUGGGCGAACUGCAACCAGGCUCCAGAAACUCUUUCUCAGCCUCCUACGUCUUAGGGGUGGAUGGAGUGCGCCUUGUCGAUCAUCCCGGCUCGGCGGCCAACAAGGUUGUGAAGGGAAAGAGAGGUAUAUAACGAGACAAGAAACCCUUCUUUGCGAGUUGAAAGAAAGAGGGGAACAGAAAACCCUUUCGCAGGAGGACUCCCGUUCUUCCUGAGGUAAAUCUACUCUUUGAGACAGGCCCAUCUACACACUUCGUUCAAGGUCCUGGGCAAAAUGGAUUCGAAGCUCGAUGUCCCCCACUCUCAACGGCAGGACGAAUCCGACGUCUCUGAGGACUAUGACGUCCCCCCACCUGCGUAUCGCAGGAACUCGGAGUCUUCCACGGAACGCUCUCUGUACGACGAGAAGGACCAGGCGCUGUUCGCAGGUGGUCCAGCGAGCUCGGCCAGCCACGUCCGGGAAUACGGAUGGUAUCACCCUAAGGUCCUGACGCGGGGGCUGGUCAUCACGGAUGCCGCGGCAUCGACGCCCACGAGCAAAGCGCCGCUGUACUACGUCGAGGUGUCCGAGUUCGCGCUCAAGAAGCCCGAUGUGAUCCUACACGCGCUGCCGCCGACCAUGGGCACGACCAACGACCUCGAGCACCUGGCCAACACGGGCGAAUCGGCGCCCAUGGCCGGGGUCGCGCACUUCCCCAAGUUCUCGCGCCACAUCAAGGUCGGUCUGGGCGACCCGUCCUCCGGCACCGAGGCCAUGACCUACGUCGAGGUGCGCAACGCCAACCUGGUGACCCACGGCGAGUACCACAUGUCGCUGGACGGGCGGUCCUACGCAUGGAAGCGCACGCACGCGGCCUCGGCGGGCGUCGAGGGCGGCAGCGCCACUCGCAUGAUGCACUGGGAGAGCUUCCAGCUCGUCGACAUGGGCACCAACGAGGUCGUCGCGGUGUUCUUGGACAACAAGUUCAAGAGCUGGAAGAAGAAGGGCAAGUUGCGCAUCUUCAGGGACUUUGAAACAGCCCGGGCAGACCAACCGGAGGAAACCCAGCGGCUCAAAUUGCUCAUCUUCGUGAGCAUUGCGGCGAUCCUGGAGAAGGCUCGCCGGAGGGCGAAUAGGAGACGCAAUAACGGCGGCGGCGGCGGCGGUGGUGGUCCAUGAAGGAGGUAGAGACGACUAGAUUCAAUGGUGUAUCGUGAGAGCCCUAGUGUUGAUGUGGGAGGGAUGUAAAGCAUAAACAUUCAUUCAGGUCGAGAUAUGCUACGAGAGACAAAGCAGAGCAUUAAAGGCAUUCGCUCCAGCCUGGUAGAUAGGUAUACAAACCUGCGCUACAAGAGAGAUUCAUCGCUAGUAUUGCAGCCAGAGUAUAGAAACACUACAGUCUAGC